This is a messenger RNA of Parascedosporium putredinis, 771 nucleotides long. NCBI's taxonomy places the organism in Eukaryota, Fungi, Ascomycota, Sordariomycetes, Microascales, Microascaceae. The record is from the annotation of a GenBank genome assembly.
AUGCCUGCACCCACCGCCCUCAAGAAGGUGCAGGAUGCCCCGCCUGCCACCGACAUCCCGCUUCCCGAAGUCGACCUCGACGAAGACCUUCUCCUCGAAACCGGCGAUACCCUGCCGGCCCUGGAUGUUAUGAUUGUGGAUGCCGAAGCCAUCGAGACCGAAGAUGCUAUCGACGAAGAGGGUCGUCCCAAGUUCGCUCCCGCUAAGGAUCUCUCCGUAGCAGCCCGAGUCCAGAGCCGUCAGGUCCGCAUACCACCCCACCGAAUGACGCCCCUCAAGUCCCAGUGGCCGCGCAUCUACCCUCCCCUGGUAGAGCACCUAAAGCUCCAGGUCCGCAUGAACAUCAAGCGCAAGGCCGUCGAGCUCAGGACCAGCAAGCACACGACCGACCCCGAGGCAAUCCAGCGGGGCGUCGACUUCCUUACCGCUUUUGUGUGCGGCUUCGAGACCGACGACGCGAUUGCCCUCCUCAGAUUAGACGAUCUCUAUAUUGAAACCUUCGAGGUCAAGGACGUAAAAACCUUGCAGGGUGAUCACCUGGCCCGAGCUAUCGGCCGUAUUGCCGGAAAGGACGGCAAGACCAAAUUUGCGAUUGAGAACGCUACGAGGACUCGUAUCGUCCUUGCCGAUACCAAGAUCCAUAUCCUUGGUGGAUACAAGAACGUCCAGAUCGCCCGCGCCUCCGUGUGUAACCUCAUCAUGGGCAAGCAGCCCGGCAAGGUCUACAACUCGCUCAGGGCCGUGGCUGCGAGGAUGAAGGAAAGGUUCUAG